AUGACGGCCGCCGUCGCGCAGUCGCUAAGCUCAUUGCUGCAGCGGACGACAAUCGAGGACCACGAAGCGGUGCUGAAAUCAUGCAAUGCGGUGCUGGCCAAAUCCAAGUCCGACACCCGGGCUCAGCACGUCAAGGCUGUCGCCCUGCUGAAACUUGACCGGUACGAAGACUGUCUGCGGGUGUUUGAGGACGCGGGCGAUGCUCUGAAACAGUCCGCGGGGCUCGAAUAUGCGUAUGCUCUCUACAAGUGCGGCAAACCUGAAGAUGCAAUCACGAUCGUGUCCCAGCUCGGUGCGGGGAGAGGGGCACAGCAUUUAGAAGCACAAGCGGCAUAUCGUGCUGAGCGAUUCCAUCGGACGGCCGAGAUCUAUGAAGACCUCCGCGAAGAACAUGUGUCCAUGAGCAAUGAAGAGAACGACCUGCGGAUUAAUUCGUGGGCAGCCGAUGCACAGCUGCAAUGGAAGGGGCAGUCGGAUUCCGUUCACCACACAAAAGCCACGAGGGAUGAUCUGGAGGCAUUCGAGACGGCGUUCAACGCGGCCUGUCUAAGCCUUGCCAAGGGGGAGUUUGGCCAAGCAGAAAUCCUCUUGACACGUGCGAAAGAAUUGUGCCGGACAUCGGAAGAUCUGACUGCGGAGGAUAAGGAGGCUGAACUGGUACCGAUUCUGGUCCAGCAGCUGUAUGUCCUCAACAAACAGGGCAAGCAGGCGGAGGCCCAGGCUCUCCUCGAGGAAAUAUCCAUCAGCAACAUCUCCGACCUGUCCACGAAGAAGAUCACACAGAAUAAUGUUAUUCUUACACAGCAGACCUCGCCAAACCCAUAUGUGCUCUACAAAGCUCUGAAUGCUUCUCCCACCCCCGUGGAUAACGACAAGCUGUUUGAAUUCCAGAACAACAUCCUCGUCGGAAACACGCACACCGCUGAUCUUCUGGUCCGCAAAUACGACGGCAUCAUCCGGUCCACGUCCAAAGCGUUAUCCCAGAGUCCCUGCCCCUCUGUGUCUCCCAGUGUCAACCUCCUCGCUGUCUACAAUGCAGCCGCGCAUGCACAAGGCCAAACGGGCGCCCUGGCCCUCAAGGCGAUCUGCCCGCUGCUCGAGAGGCGACCGAAGGACCUGGGUCUUGCGCUGACGGCCGUGCAGCUGUAUGCCAGCACGGGGAACACCACGGCGGCGAUCCACACGCUGGAGGCCUUCCUCCGGGGCCUCGAGGAAUCCAUCUCCGAGGACGACAAGGACGCCCGUUUCAACCCGGGCCUGCUGAGCGUUCUCGUCUCGCUGUACAAGCGCGAAGGGCGCACGGCACACAUCCGGUCGGAACUGGCCAAGGCGGCCGCGCACUGGCGCGACCGCUCCGAGCCGUGCAUCUCGCUACUCCAGGCGGCGGGGACCUCCCUUCUGCACUCGUCUGACCGCGCGGACCUCGAGAUGGCGGGGACGCUGUUCCGCUCGCUGCACCAGCGCCAGGCGGACGACCUGUUCGCGACGGCGGGCUACGUGGCGUCGCAGGCGGUGAUCAACUACGCGAGCAUCGAGAACCAAGUCGACCAGCUCCCUUCCGUUUCGGAUCUCGUGGCAGACGUCGACGUCGACGCCCUGGAACAGACGGGCAUCCUGCCCUCGCCGGGCUCUGUUGCUGCCGCGGCGGCAGUGAUCGCCGGUGCGCGCGGUAAACGCCCCGCAGCCCCCGGCGAUGAGAAGUCGGCAAAACGCGUGCGCAAGUCCCGUCUGCCGAAGGAGUACGACCCGGCCAAGACGCCGGACCCGGAGCGCUGGCUACCGCUACGGGACCGGUCGACGUACCGGCCUAAGGGGCGGAAGGGUAAACAACGGGCAGCGGACCGGAUGCAGGGUGGGGUUGUGAGUGAGAAAGUGGAAGAGGUCGCUACUACAGUGAAAUCUUCUGGUGGUGGUGGUGGUGGUGGACAGAAGAAAAAGAAGAAGGGCAAGCGGUGA
This is a messenger RNA of Penicilliopsis zonata CBS 506.65, 1956 nucleotides long. RefSeq lists its product as hypothetical. Gene Ontology annotation, molecular function: protein binding; 7S RNA binding; ribosome binding. Gene Ontology annotation, cellular component: signal recognition particle, endoplasmic reticulum targeting. Gene Ontology annotation, biological process: SRP-dependent cotranslational protein targeting to membrane. The transcript is spliced from 4 exons. The record is from RefSeq and is a predicted model, not a curated record. Lineage: Eukaryota; Fungi; Ascomycota; Eurotiomycetes; Eurotiales; Aspergillaceae. Bases 1 to 1956 code for a protein of 651 amino acids.